Messenger RNA from Caenorhabditis remanei, 1434 nucleotides. RefSeq lists its product as uncharacterized. Bases 1 to 1434 code for a protein of 477 amino acids. The record is from RefSeq and is a predicted model, not a curated record. The transcript is spliced from 8 exons. NCBI's taxonomy places the organism in Eukaryota, Metazoa, Nematoda, Chromadorea, Rhabditida, Rhabditidae.
AUGGAUAUCCCGGUUGUUGGAUUCACGCAUCGUCCUCCACGUCGUAAUGUACCAAGACACGGGACAGGAGCGUUGACACGUGAAUUGACUACAUCAUCAACUGAAAAAGUGACUGGUGCCACACCAUCUGCUCCUGACACUGCUCCGUCGGUAACAGCAUUGGUGAAAAAGCCGCCUCCAACUCUUCCACCACCAACAAUGCCACCGGGUCCUCCUCACGGAAUACAAUUCAUGGCACCACCGCCACAUCAUCAAUAUCCUCAUCAUCUACAAUAUCCACCGCCUCCAGGUUUACCACCUCCACCACACUACUAUACGCAACCACCACCACCGCCUCCAUCAGCUGUACAUGGAUACUAUCAUCCACAUCCACAUCAUAGUGGGCCAACAACACCUGUAGCUAGAAUGGCUCCAACACCAUUUGGAACUGGUCUCCCACCUCCACCACAAGUUCCUCCACCACCUCCACCAGCUCCACCACCACGGACGAUAACCGCUUCUUCAUCUACGGCGUCAACGUCUAUCGUAGCUUCGAGUAGUGGAAUUCCACCACCACCACCGCCACUACAGAGGACACCUCGAACGCCCAGUAAUCCAAUUUUCCAAUCACCACGAGACGGCUUCUCAUCAUCGUCAUCUGCUGGCAUAGCUUCUUCAUCUUCUGGAGCACCACCACCUCCACCUCCUCCACCUCCGCCUCCCCCGCCUCCACCAAUGGAAACCAGUUCUAAAACCAAUAUGUCAAUAUCGCCAACAUCUCGAUCGUCAUCAUCAUCAGGAAACAAUCCACAACGAGACUCUCUAUAUAAACGAGAAGUUGCUCAAAUGAUGCAACAGCAACAGCGGAUUAACAAUAAUAAACGGCCGCAAACGAGUCCACCGAAGGAGUUAAUGACGCCGAAACGGAGGUAUCAUGAUGAAGGAGGAAGUACACCAUCAUCAACUAGGCAAUCGAGGAGCGAUAGAAUUAGUAUUGAUGGACGAUCACCAGAAGCCGGAGCAGUCUCUGGAGAAACAAGAAACAAUUCAUCGCCACCUGUAACAGACGAUAAGGCGUCAAAAUUCAAGCUCCCAUUCACCGAUAUGUACAAGUAUUACGACAAGGAUAUGGCAAAUGAAAAGUCGAAUUCACUUGGGUUAUCAGAUGAAGAAGAUAGGAAGAUUUUGACAAAAAUGAGACGACAUUCGAUCUAUAUGGAUAAUCAGAUCCUAAAUAAACAGCAGACGGUGGAAGCAACUCGUCAGUAUUGUACAACGAAGAAGAAAAUGAGAGAGAUACUUAUGACAAGAAUUGAACAUAUUGAUAAAAUAAUCGAAGAUCUCGAAAAAGCCGAUUCGGUACUGCAAUCAUCAACAUCACCGGUUAUGGUUGAAAUGUUCAAUCAUUGUUCAAAUGGAGGAACAGGAGCAGGACAUCAUUCAAAUCAUUCUUAA